This is a messenger RNA of Ceratina calcarata, 1734 nucleotides long. RefSeq lists its product as uncharacterized. The coding region runs from base 1 to 1734 and encodes 577 amino acids. The transcript has a single exon. The record is from RefSeq and is a predicted model, not a curated record. Gene Ontology annotation, molecular function: nucleic acid binding; 3'-5' exonuclease activity. NCBI's taxonomy places the organism in Eukaryota, Metazoa, Arthropoda, Insecta, Hymenoptera, Apidae.
AUGGAGCCUAAAGCUGCCGUAAAAUUAGUUACGGAAAAUGUACAUUUUAAAGCAUGUAAUGUUCAAUUGGGAAUUGUAAUUUCUGAUAAUGAUAGCAGUUCAAUUUCGGCUAUGCGUGCCGCAGCUAAUUACGAAAUUAUUAAACAUGCUGACAAAAAUCAUACCAGUAAAGGGGUGACUAAUGAACUGUACAAGAUUAAAAAAGAUCACAAAGAAUUGACUGCUGACGCUAUAAAAUAUCUUCAACGAUGUUUUGCAUAUUGCUUAUCCCAAAAUGUUGGCGAUGCUGAGAAGAUGUCUGCAGCUAUAAAAAAUAUACCGCAUCACUGUUUUAACAUACAUGCAAAUUGUGGGACUUGGUGCGGAUAUCACGAAAAUUCCGAAAGUUAUCAACAUUCUACCAUAGGUAGUGGUUUCAAAGACCCACAUCUGUUCGAAUCAUUAAAAUGUUUAUUUGAAGUGCUGGCAAGCAAAACUGACAGAUUCGUAGCUGGAGUGUCAAGCAAUGCAAAUGAAAGCUUGAACGCAGUUAUAGCUAGUAAAGCACCCAAGUCUCGCCUAUAUGGGACGUCAUCUUCAGGUGAUUAUCGAGUAGCGUGUGCAGUCAAUAAAAAGAAUGAUGGAGAGGAAUACGUAACUCAAUUAGCAAAGAAAUUAUCUUUAUCUCUUGGAGUACAUACCGAGACAUACGGACAUACAAAGGACAAAAAAGCCCAGAAAAGAUACCAAAGAUCAAGUACCAAAGAUUUUAAGAAAAGGCGUUUAGCUUUGAGACAAGUAAGGACUCAGCUACGACACAAAAAAGAAUUUUCAGAAGGCCCUGAAACAUAUCAGUCAGACAUCGGACUCUUGAGCAACGAUUUACCUGCUGUGAUUCAUGUACCUGAGGACGUUUUAUCUCCAAUACCAGUCUACUUUGAUUUGGAAACUGGAGGUUUCUCGAGAACUGCAGAUAUUUUACAAAUUGCUGCAAAGCACGGAGCGGCCACCUUUUCAGUUUACAUCAAACCAGUAAAGAAAAUUGAUGUAAAGGCCAGCCAGGUUACAGGUUUAAAAAUUGUUGCGGGUCAACUACAAUUUCAUGAUAAUAUAGUUCAAUCUGUCUCGUUAUCGGAAGCCAUGCAACAAUUUUACACAUUUUUAAGUACUUUUAAAAGAAAAUGUAUUUUAGUAGCACAUAACUGUAAAUUCGAUGCUCCACGAAUAUUGAUAGCAAUUGAAAAAACAUACCUUGUUGAGCAUUUUAAAGCAGUGGUUGAGGGAUUCUGUGAUACAUUGCCGGUUAUAAAAAAUUGUACGAAGUUGAAAGGAAAAGGCGAAAAUAAACUCGAGUUCUUAGCGAACAAACUGGGAAUACCCAAUAAUAAUGCACAUAAUGCAAUUAAUGAUGUGCUCAUCUUAGAGCAAGUAAUUAUUAAACUAGAUAUUUCAAAUCAGAAAAUAAUAGAAAGCGCUGUAAGUUGGGAUAAAGUAGUUGCGCGUAAACUUUAUAAUGAACGAUUGCCUCAAACUUUGAAAGAACUGAGCUCAUUAUGUACUUGCACCUCAAUUUCUAUGAGGAAAAAAUUAGCUGCUGCGAACAUUUCCUACGAUUUAAUGUUGGAAACAUUUAGAAAACAUAAGUUCAUAGGAUUACUAAAUCUUCUUGGCGAAGACGAAAAUGGAAAUGUGCGUGUUACCAAACAGAGAAGUAUUAUUAAAAAAAUUGCUACAUAUUUAGAAAGUAAGCUAUAG